AUGAGUGUAUUUGAAGAGGUUUCUGACUCAGUAACAGUUCAAAUUGUGAGCUCUGUCUUAUUUACUGAGGACUCAGACAGGAAUCUCAUGCUUUGCCUUCAGAAUGAAGCUAAAGAAAUGGAAAAUCCUACUGAAUCUCCGAAUAAGAGGCCUUGUUUGUCCUCUGAAGCUGAUUCUACUCCAUGUAUGUCAGCUCUUGAAUUCCCACUACCAGAAAUGGAGCAAAAUUUUAGUUUGGUCACAACCACAGCCACAGAGGUGGCUGAUGAAGAGUUUACUGAGGAAAAUACGACGAAACAAAAAUUACAAAUCACAAAGCUUUUAAAAGAUGACCAACCAGAUGAAGUUUUCCCCUUGAAUAAUGAGGAAGAGUCAGUAGUUAGCAAAGCAUGGUUCACAGGUAAGGAAGUUAAGGAGGCUCUAACCAAUCAAGGACAUAAAUGGAAGCAGGGGAUGUGGUCUAAGGAAGAAACAGAUAUUCUGAUGAGCAAUAUCGAAAGGUAUAUGGAAGAACAUGGUGUAGAGAAUCCUGCAGAAAUCAUUUUUAAGAUGUCAAAAGGUAAAAGAAAAGAUUUCUACAGGUCUAUAUCAUUGGGUCUGAAUCGACCUUUGUUUUCAGUUUAUAGAAGAGUGGUCCGAAUGUAUGAUGACAGAAACCAUGUUGGUAAGUACAGCCCUGAGGAAAUAGAGACGCUCAAGGAGCUCUGGCAGAAAUAUGGCAAUGACUGGAUAACAAUAGGGGCCGCCAUGGGAAGAAGCCCGUCUUCGGUCAAAGACAGGUGCCGACUGAUGAAGGAAACUUGCAACACGGGGAAAUGGACCGAAGAAGAAGAACAGAUUCUUGGAGAUGUGGUUCAUGAAUUGACAUGCACCGAGGUGGAUGAGAAAGUCACUCAGGGUGUGUGUUGGGCAACAGUGGCUCAACGAGUGGGUACUCGCUCAGCAAAGCAAUGUCGUGCAAAAUGGCUCAACUAUCUGAACUGGAAACAGACUGGAGGUAUUGAGUGGACAAGGAAAGAUGAAGUCAAUCUCAUCCACAGGCUAGCAGAGCUUGAUGUAUUUGAUGAAAGUGAUAUUCGCUGGGAUGAUUUAGCUAAAGGAUGGGAAAGUGUUCGUUCACCACAAUGGCUUCGAAGUAAAUGGUGGGCCAUCAAAAGGCAAAUCACAAAUCACAAGGAUUUUGCAUUCCCAGUACUAGUAAAGUGUCUUCAACAAGUAUAUGAGAGCCAGAAUGCCAGCCUCAGGUUUUGGGAGAAUAAAUCAGAAUCUGAAGUAUCAGACAGCAACCCUGAUAUCAGUUCUCAACAAGUCCCGUUUGGAGUCACAGGUGUAGAAGAUAAUAACACAUCCCAUUGUCCAGGACCCAUGACAGGGUUGCAAAUUUCACUCCAGCUUGUCCCCAGGUCCUCAACAGAAUUACCUGCUGCUGUUGUUGACUCUGAAACCAUAACUCUGCCCACUGGACCACAGUAG
This is a messenger RNA of Apodemus sylvaticus (European woodmouse), 1473 nucleotides long. RefSeq names its product cyclin-D-binding Myb-like transcription factor 1. Gene Ontology annotation, cellular component: nucleus. Gene Ontology annotation, molecular function: RNA polymerase II cis-regulatory region sequence-specific DNA binding; DNA-binding transcription factor activity, RNA polymerase II-specific. The transcript has a single exon. Gene Ontology annotation, biological process: regulation of transcription by RNA polymerase II. The record is from RefSeq and is a predicted model, not a curated record. Lineage: Eukaryota; Metazoa; Chordata; Mammalia; Rodentia; Muridae. Bases 1 to 1473 code for a protein of 490 amino acids.